CCGGUACGGUCGGAAAAUUGUCGAAGUCCCUCCGCUUUUGUGGACUUUUAGCUUGGACAGUUCAGGAAUUUAACAUAGAAUCUGUGGUGCAACAACAGACAUUUGGCACAAAGGUGUUGUCUUCAAAUAUCAUUAUCUAGAACGGAUCCGGCGAACUGUUCGCUCGUUCAGCCUGAAUGUAGGCAAAGGAUUAUAUCCCCCCUUUCACGAUUCGAAUUCACACAGCAUCAUCAUCGAUUGUUAGCUUGGGGGCACGGAUUAUCGCUUCCCCGUCGUAUCUGAAUGAAACCAAUGUUUGACGUUCGAUUUUUCCUCGGAUGCUGAGUGUGAGAUGAUAAUGCGAAAAUAUCGAUUCGUAAUGGUGUGUCACUCGUGCGGUUCGGGUCGUUCUCGUGCUAAAUGAACGCGAACCCAUCCCCUCGUGCGUUUUGGUUCAAAGUGAAGCCAGCGAGAAGAAUUGCAUAAAUUACAUAACUUUUCUGGCGAAAACCGGCGAACGAAGUUUUAGGAAAGCGGUGUGGUGUCAUGGAUUACUGCGAUCCCUCCCCGAAACGCGAGAACGCUGACUUGGACGAGAAGAUAUUCCAGUCACAGCCAACUGAGUGGCGAUUCAAUUCUCGUCAUACGGAGCUCGCGCAAGUGGAAGAUAAUUGCUUCUAAGUGAGUUGUAAAUUGAACAAAAGCGAUUCUUAAAAGUCGACGCAAUUCGCGAGAGAAAUGUGUUCUUGGGUGGUUUAGAUGGUGAUGACAAGGGGAACGAGCGCUCCUUGACUGACACCGGAAAAAUUCCAUUAGUGAUCCACUUAAGACAGGCGAGAAAACAAAACAGGCAGUGCAUAUAGCCAAUGGUGUUCGAUUCAAGGUUUUGCGCGAAGAUUGAACGAGAAAACGCUGGGCCAGCCCUCUGAUGUCUGUGUUGGGGAUGUGGGUGAUUGAUGGAUCGAUGACCCUCCUGCCUGCCUGCAAGGCCUGCUGCCGAUCAUUGGCUCGGGUUGAUGGUUAGUUAAUCGAGACUGCCAAAGUGAAUUGGUUCGGCAGCCGGAAAAUUAAAGCGCAGCACGUGUUGUUGUUGUCGUCGAAGUAGGCGAAGAGAGUGCAGCUGUGAGAAGAUUAAUGAUUUUGAUCCCCGUUGUUGUCAGCGCGACGUUGCUGCCGAAAAAGGAAAUGCGUGCGCCAGUGUGAAGAAACGUGUGACGAAGAAAGAAUCGUGCUCAAGAGGGAAAAAUCUGUGUAGUGGCUAGAGAGUUUAUGGUAAUAAUGAUGAUGUCGUGUGCUGCUGGAGUUGUUUGGUGGUGACCAUAUUUUCCACAGAAAGUGAAGGAAAAUGCUGAAUGCUGGAAGGGGCGUCACAACACGUGUAGCAAAGUAGGCCAGGAAGUGGGAAAAUAAUACGAUUAUAAAUUAAAGCUGCCAGCAGCUGUUUUUGUGCGGCAAGUGGAAAAAAACGUAAAGGCACGCACGACGAUCCAGAGAGGAAGGCUGACAGAUGUUAUUACCGUUGUUGUUGUUGUCGUUGUUGUUUGGUGAUGCUUCCGUUGUUGUCUUGAUGGGAUGUUGCGUUGGUGCGUGAACAACAACGGAAAAGCCUUGGUGGCAAUUGAGUGAAACAAAGCGUAGGAGAGAAGUGUGACGGAGGAAGCGGCUCACAAUGGAAGCUUAAAGUAUACGUCCAUCAACGAAUGCAACCAAGCUGUGAAAUCUGGGCUCCAAUGAGCCAUAGCAUAGUGAAUAAACCACUAACACUUCCAGUUGAACCCACAAUCUCCGGUUAGAGUAGAGCACCCGGGGAACAAUCAGAAUCACUUCCCCCAUCACAAUAGGUAGGUAAGAAGAUGCUUCAUUCCCAUCCCGUUGUUCAGAAGAGCUUGACAGCGAGCAGAGAAAUCCGAACGUCGACGGCAUGAUGCUACGGUGGCCCAAAUUGGGGCUCACUCAGCCCUACUACAAGUAUCUAUGGCGCUGUUGGUUGCUGGUAGGUCUGGUCCUUCUUCAGCGGAUAAGUUACGGCCGGAUGGAGGAAAUUCUUCAGCUGCGGAGUAGUGGACGGGGAUCAACGGGAGGAAGCGGCAGCGGGGCGGCUCAACAUCACCAGCAGCAGCAGCGGCAACAGUUGGAAGAACAAGAACUUUUUUCCUCGUCGUCUUCCUCGAACGAGAUUGAAUGUCCGAGCUUUGCCGAGAAUUCGGCCUGUCCGUGCUACAAGUUCGAGGACGGACUGUUCCUCGAGUGCCCGAGCAUCACUGCGGUGGCUCUGCGCUCGACUCUGCAGCUCAUCUCGUCGCCCAUCCAGUCACUGUCCGUGUACGAGUUUGACCGCUCGGUCAAAUCCCUUACCGCGGAUCUGUUUGCCUCGGCGUCCCAUGCUUCGGCACACACGUCCUCGUUCCUCGCAGGAAGCGGAAGCAGCAGCAGCACUAGCAGCACCGGUAACGACGUCAACAUCCGGCAUCUUCAGUUCUCCCAUUCCAACCUGCAGCAGCUGAAGGAGAACAGUUUGAAUAAUUUACGAGCGCACUUAGAGAGUUUAAGUAUUGUAAAUGGAAAAUUGACACAAGUGCCCACGAAAGCGCUCGCCGGCAUGAAGAAGCUGAUGGUGCUCGACUUCGAGCAGAACGAAAUCUCCACCAUCGACGAGUACGCGUUCUACGGGUUGCAUCUGGUCAAGCUAAACAUGAAGGGUAACCGACUGGAGCGUAUCCCGGAAACCGGCUUGGUUGGACUGGAAGAUUCCCUCGCCGAAUUGGACUUUUCCGAGAACCGUCUGAAGCAGUUCCCGACGUCGGCGUUGAAACGCCUGGAGAAUCUCCGCUCGGUGCGACUCUCGAUGAACGAGAUCAACUCGUUGGAGCAGGACGACAGUUAUACGCGGUUUGGGUCGUUGGUGUUCUUGGAUUUGAGUUUGAACAAUUUCGCCGAACUGUACAGUGAUGUGUUUGGGGCGUUCCCGUACUUGAAGACGUUGUCGUUGUAUAAUAACUUUAUUGAAUUGGUGCACCGGGACAGCUUUGUGUCGUUGAAGGAGCUGCAGUCGUUGGACUUGAGUCACAACCGGAUCGUGUUCGUGGACGCAGAAGUGUUUGCGGCGAAUCGGAAGCUGCACACGGUGGACCUAAGUCACAAUCAUAUACACUACGUGAGCGGAGUGUUUUCUGAUCUGCCUCUGUUGAGGGAGAUUUUCCUGAGUGAGAAUAAUAUCCUGGAACUGACGGAUGAUUGUUUUAGCAAUUCGAGUAGUAUUAAGGUUAUUUAUUUAGAGAAUAAUUCAAUUCAACGGCUCGACGCGGAGGCUCUGUCGAGUUUGUACAGUCUGGAGCAGCUGUAUCUGAGUGGGAACCACAUCCGGCGGGUUCCGAUGGGAUUCUUCGAAACGACCGGUAAGCUGCAGUCGCUGAGCUUGGAUAAUAAUUUGAUCAGCGAGUUGGAUGUGCGGGUCUUUCGGCGGUUACUCAAUCUGCGUGAGAUUCGACUGAAUGGCAAUCAAAUUCGGCUGAUCCAGGAGCAGCUGUUUGGGACGUUGGGGGCCCUAAUGGAGCUACAUUUGCAAAAUAAUGCAAUUAGGGUGAUUGAGAGGAACGCCUUCAAGAACUGCCAGCUGCUCCAAUAUAUCAAUUUGCAGGAAAACUCGUUGGAUGAGAUUGAUAUAAUGUUCUCUUAUUCGACGGAGACAUCAGCCAAUCACCUGCAGCAGCCUUUGACGGCACGAGGAAAGCUGAUAACGGCCAAGACCGGCAGCAGUGAUCCAUCACUGUUCGGAGAAUUGGAUUCGAUGACGUCGUCUGCGUUGAUUUCCAUUCAGCUUAACUCUAAUGCCAUCAAGUAUCUCCACGGACGAUCUUUUCAAGGUCAGAGCAGUGUGCAAACAAUUUGGCUGGAGAACAAUCUACUCAACAGCUUAGAUAAAGACCUGUUUGUAGAUGUGGUACAACUGGAACGACUUUAUCUGAAAAACAAUUCCAUAUCCAGUAUUGAAUCCAAUGCGUUUAACUCACUUCGACGGCUACGAUUUCUAGACCUAAGCUACAAUAGACUAACCAACUUGAACGAAAAGCUCUUCAAAAACAUGGUAGAGCUGGACGAGCUACUGAUUAGCAAGAAUCAAAUCCAGAAGUUACCCUCGAACGUGUUUGGAUCCCUCCAGAAGCUACGCGUACUGGAUCUUAGUCACAAUCCCUUAGGAAUCUUGGAAUCCAAUGUAUUCCACCAGAACUUCUCCGUUAGUGUGAUAAAUCUGAAAGGCUGUGAACUGACUCGCAUCGAAUCAGAAGCUUUCAAGGGUCUGCAGAACCUCAACGAGCUGAACCUUGACGACAACCGGCUACGGUCCGAAGACAUCAAACAAAUUGAUGCCAGCUCCCUAAGAACCCUCCGAUUGGCGUCCAACAAUUUCACAGUGGUCCGAGAAAAUACCCUAGAGCGACUACCUUCACUACAGGUUCUAGUCCUUGAGCGAUGUUCCAUCCGGGACCUCCCUUACUCGCUGUUCAGCAAGAACAACAACCUGGUCAAGCUGGACCUGAGCCACAACUUCCUCCGCAUCCUCAAACGCAACAUUUUCAACAAUCUGAAUGUCUUUAAAGAACUUCGUCUGCAAAACAACAGCAUCAACGACUUCCCCCACAUUGCCUUAUCUAACAUUUCCACUCUGGAAACCCUAAUCCUGUCCAACAAUCAACUGACAAACGUCGAUUUCUUCAAACUCCACGGCCUCCCAAACCUCCGUCACCUGGACCUCCAGGACAACUCCAUAUCCUCCCUAACCGGAUUCAACACGGCAAUCCUCCCUCACCUGGACAUGAUAGACCUCAGCGGCAAUCUCCUUCUCGCUCUCCCCGAAAACUUCUUCAAGCACUCGAUCAGUCUCCAACGCAUCGACCUCUCAUGCAACCGCUUCAAUCAGAUCCCGAACGCAGCUCUCUCCGAAUUCUCCCUCGCCCGUCUGGCGUGGCUAAACCUCACCGGAAACCCACUCCAACGAAUCCAUCACACCAUGUCCGUGGACGCCGACCAGCGUCGAUUCCCCUUCCUCAAGGAACUCCACAUCAGCCAAACCAACCUGACCAUCCUCACCUCCAAGGACUUCGACAUCUACCCGGCCCUGCAACGUCUCUACCUGGUCCAGAACCGAAUAAACCGCGUCUCGCCGGGUGCCUUCGUCACCCUGUCCAACCUGCAGAUCCUCGAUCUGAGCGUCAACGAAAUCGAAAUGCUCCCGAAGGAGCGCCUUCAAGGCUUGCGUCUUCUAGAAAUCCUCAACAUCUCCAACAACAACAUCAAAGAGCUGGACGAGUUCACCGAUGACUUGCAGCGCCUAAAAAUCCUGGACAUCUCCUCCAACCAACUGGAACGCAUCCAGAAGAACACCCUGCGCCAUCUGGUGGCCCUACAGGAGCUGUAUCUGAACGGGAAUAGGAUUCGGAGUAUUUCAUCGGAUGCGUUCCGCACGCUGAGGGUGUUGGUUACGCUGGACCUGCGGAAAAACUUCUUCGAGGAUGUGCCGCUGCGGGCGCUGAAACCGCUGGAGACGCACCUGAAGCAGCUGCGAUUGGAAGAGAACCAUCUGAACUGUUCGUGCGAGACGCAGGAGUUGUGGGAGUGGUUGAGUGAUCACCGGAAAUGGACCAGCGAAAACGUGCGUUGCGAGCAGCCGACGGAAGUUCAUGGAAAAAGUUUGCUGGCCAUGGAGCCGCUCGAAUUUUGCGACGUUCCGAUGAUUCUGAAGAUUGCCAUCCAGGACAUCCAGCCGUACUCGGUGCUCGUUUCGUGGCAGAGUCGAGAACAUUCUGGGCUGCACGGGUACCACGUGAUAUUCCACUCGCUGGACACAGUGGAGGAUUUCCGCGGCAAAACAUUGAACCGAUUGGCAAAUUCCGCUAAAUUGGAUCGCCUGUCAUCGAAUACACGAUAUUUGAUCUGCGUGCUCGGGUUGGGCAACUGGCUCUCGUACCAAAAUGACAUCAACAGCCUACUGAACCAAUCGAAUCAGAUUCAAAACCAAGUUUUAAAUAAUCAAAAUGGUGGCUUCAUGGCGGGCGAGUUGGAUACAUCCUUUUCGAACACGUUGCUCUCGCUGAUGAUGGACACGCCAACGUCGAAAUGCACCGAAGUCCGAACGCUGGAUUCAAUUGGACCAAACCCUCUCGCGGAGGUCGACGGAAUGUCCAGCCAGGGAAUUAUUCAUUCGAUUUUAACUCGUCGACUGGGUUUAAUAGUUGGCUGCUGCCUCGGGAUAAUCGUGUUCAUUGUCCUCGUUUCGGUCUUGGGUUACCUGAAAAUCAAAAAGCAAAGGCUAGAUGCGGCCAAGCGUCAACAGCAACCGAUGGCACCGGAAUUCAUCUCGUACCGUCAUUUCUCCAUCCCGAACGAUGAACAUGGCAGAGAUGGAGUGGCCGCCGCCACAGGCACGGGAGGGACUAACAGUUUCCUGCAUAAUAAUCAUCAUCACCAUCAACAUAACCAUCAGAACCAGCAGCCGGUCACGACGACGGUUGAUGGACAUCCGAGCUUUAUAUCCGGGGCGGUUCUGGGGACGACCACGACACUCAACGGAGGCGGAACCGUCCCGGGGGCGGAGGACCGCAAGAAGAUUUAUAUCGAUAGUUGAAAACAGUGAAAGGACCACCAACUGCAAAAAAUCAAGGUUUGUCAAUUAGGUUGUUGAUUCUGCCAUCUUGUUUUAUGUUUUUUAUAUACAUACAUGCAAUCAAAACGCUAACACAAAUCUCUAGUCAACUAGAUCAACAAAAUAUACGGUUCUGCUUCCUUCUUAGGGUGUUCCAGGACAAAAACAGUGUUCGGAAAGUUAUGGUGCUCAACCAUAGAAGGAAAGGUGUGCAUAAUUAUAGCAUUUGCUAUUGGUUGUCAAAUCAGAAUGAUAGUCCGAGAGUGAUAUUGAUAGUUUUAGUCCAUCAGCCGUCAGACUGAUAUUGUGCAACUCUGCUCUAGGUUCUACCAGAUUGAUUUAUGAUAAAUGGUAAUUUAAAAUUAUAUUUCUUUGAAGUUUUGUGCAGAUUUUCCACACGUAAUCGUAAGUAUUUCAUUGAUUCACAUUAUCAAUUGAUCUGAAUCCAAAAAACGCGGUGUCAUACGAAUUAUGAGGUAAUUCAAGAACACAUCUGAAUAUUGCCCUUAAGGUCUACUAGCAAAACCAGCUACCAAUCUGACCUUAAUGAAUAAAGUUUACACCCAAACAUGACCUACUCAAUAUGUCCUUUCAAGUUUUGAGUUCAACAAUUGUUUGCGCCUAACCAUGGGUUUAGGCUUUCUUAUCUACAGGCGUAACCAAAGAUCUCUCGGAAAUUUAGAAACGAGCUUCAUACUUAUAUAUGGCCUAUUCGUGUAUAAAUGUUGUUCAUAAACACUCUGGUGAUCAUUGGUUACGUUUUAAGGCGUAAAGAGCUAAUGCGUAACUUUAACUAGUCAUUGAAUUCGAGACUCGGUAGAGUUUAUAUAUAGGAGCCUGUAUGGUUAUUAUCCUUGCUCGAAAUAUUCUGAGAAGUCACGCGUUACGCUAGUAGAUAUGAUAACCUGUAUUCCUAGUAGAUUUUGGAUAACCUUCAACAGUCGUUAUAAAAAAAAAAACAUUGUUAGGAUAUUGUUAAACGGAAACGUAUGAGAAUAAACUCAUAAUUCUUCGAAAUCACUGGUUCGGUUACGAUUGUGGAUCUAUGAGCUACACUUGAAAAAGAUCUGCUCGUUGAACUCUACAUUUGACUGAAAAUACUUUUAUGAGUCUAUAUGGGUGACAUGUUGUUCAUGAAUAUUCGAGAGAUCAUUGGUUAUUGGAAUACCUUAAGUAAUCGUUGAACUAAAUACUUCGUAGAACUUACUUCUAAUGUGAGACUGUCUGGAUGUCAUCAUUGUCUGCGAUAUUUAAAAAAAAUCACUCAUUAGGUCAAUUGAUUUCACUGGUUACGUGUGUAGAUAUGAAGGCAUAUAUUCUAAAGAGUAGGCCUACAUGGAUAUACAUGUAAUCUCUAAUCCUAUGGUAGAUCGCUGGUUACGCCUGUAGAUCUUAAUAUUUGUACUCCAUGGUGUUAUUAGAUAACCUCACAAGGAAUAUUCCCUGUUAUUCUUCCACGAACUUUUCAGGUAUUCAAUCAUGUGAUUUUCAGAGAUUCCUCCGAGAAUUGCCCCUAGGAUUCCUCCAUGAAUAAUUUACGUACUUUUUUAGUGCUUCAUCCAAUAAUUAUUUUACCUGGAUUCACUGAGUUCCUCCUGAGAUUACCACGGAAUAUAAUGCCUGGGAUGAGUAGUUCUUAUUUAUUAAACUUUUUCAUGUGGCC
Aedes aegypti (yellow fever mosquito) is the source of this 8282-nucleotide messenger RNA. Its product is annotated as protein artichoke. The coding region runs from base 1901 to 6601 and encodes 1566 amino acids. Lineage: Eukaryota; Metazoa; Arthropoda; Insecta; Diptera; Culicidae. The record is from RefSeq and is a predicted model, not a curated record. Gene Ontology annotation, molecular function: protein binding. The transcript has 7 exons.